Messenger RNA from Mercurialis annua (annual mercury), 2712 nucleotides. RefSeq lists its product as uncharacterized. Lineage: Eukaryota; Viridiplantae; Streptophyta; Magnoliopsida; Malpighiales; Euphorbiaceae. The transcript has a single exon. The record is from RefSeq and is a predicted model, not a curated record. Bases 1 to 2712 code for a protein of 903 amino acids. Gene Ontology annotation, biological process: DNA integration. Gene Ontology annotation, molecular function: nucleic acid binding; RNA-DNA hybrid ribonuclease activity.
AUGGAUGAAGAAGAUGAGGAGAAAACAUCUUUUGUCACAGACAUGGGGACAUUUUGUUACCAGAAAAUGCCUUUUGGAUUGAAAAAUGCUGGAGCAACUUACCAGAGGUUACUGAAUUACGUGUUUGACGACCAGUUGGGUCGAAAUGUGGAGGUAUACGUCAACGACAUAGUAGUGAAGUCCAGAAGCAUUGAGGGCCACGCAAAGGACCUCGCUGAGACCUUUGCUAAGUUAAGAAAAUACAACAUAAAGCUCAACCCGGAUAAAUGUGUAUUCACGGUCAGAUCGGGAAAGUUCCUGGGGCAUGUAGUAUCCGAGAAAGGGAUAGAGGCGAACCCAGUGAAAAUCGAAGCAAUCAAAGAGAUGAAAGCACCUCGGUCGGUGAAGGAAGUGCAGAAGUUAAAUGGAUGCGUGACUGCGCUCGGGCGUUUUAUGAGUUGCUCGGCAAAAAGGUGUUUACCAUUUUUCAAAACAUUGAAAAAUACAAAGAAUUUUCAAUGGAAUGACGAAUGUGAGAAGGCGUUUGAAGAACUGAAGGUUUACCUUUGCACUCCGCCAGUGCUCGGUAAGCCAGAGCCAGGGGAGAUCCUGUACUUAUACCUUGCAGUGGCAGAUGAGACGGUAGCUGCUGUCCUGGUUAAGGAAGAGUUGGGUCUCCAAACACCAAUAUACUAUACUAGCAAGGUCUUGAAGGGACCCGAGGUACGAUAUGCAAAAAUCGAAAAGUUUGCUUUAGCACUCAAGUCGGCAGCAUUGAAGCUGAGGAGGUAUUUUGAGGCACAUGUAAUCGUAGUACGAACCAACCAGCCAUUAAAAAAAGCAUUACACCGACCAGAAACCUCGGGCAGAAUGGCUUCGUGGUCGGUUCAGAUGAGCGGAUUUGACAUCAAGUAUGAAGCUAGGGCGGCCCUGAAAGCACAAGUUCUGGCAGAUUUCGUGGCUGAAACGACUACUCACGAUCAACCAGCAGAAAUAGACACAGAAUUGAUAAGUUGGAUUCUAGAAGUGGAUGGGGCAUCCAAUUUAGAAGGGGCCGGAGCCGGUAUAGUCUUAAAAGGACCAAUGGGCGUUGAAUUGAGAAGCUCAGUGAAAUUCAGUUUCAAAGCGUCCAACAACGCGGCGGAAUACGAGGCACUCCUGGCCGGACUCCGGUUGGCCAACAUAGUCAAAGCAGAACAAGUACUAAUUAAGAGCGAUUCACAGUUAGUGGUGAAGCAAAUUUUAGGAACUUUCGAAGCAAAAGAUCCUGAAAUAAGGAGGUACAUGGAUAGAGCAAAGUAUUUUCUUGACCGAAUAUCCGAUCGUGGGGGAAAAUGGGAGUUUGAGCAAGUACCACGGUCUCAGAAUGAAGAGGCCGAUCUAUUGGCCAAGUCAGCUGCCCGAGGGGAGAGGCUAGCAGGAGUGCAUUUUUCCACACUCGCCCAAUCAAGUAUAGAUAACCCCGAGACAAUUUUUCUUACCCAACCAUUAGAUGAAUGGAUGGCUGGCAUUGCUCGGUAUCUCACAGAAGGGAGUCUACCAGAAGACAAGCGGGCGGCCUACAAAAUCCUAUGUCAAGCACCACGCUACGCCUUUUUAGAAGGGACCCUUUACAGAAAAUCUUUCCUCCGACCUUGGUCUCGAUGUUUGACCGCCGAAGAAGGAGAAUAUGUCUUGAAAGAAGUGUAUGAAGGCAUAUGCGGUUCCCAUAUCGCACCACGGUCACUAGUCAAAAAAGUAGUCCUGCAAGGAUAUUACUGGCCAUUGAUGCUUAAGCAAGCUGAAGAUCUGGUGAAAAAAUGCAACAAAUGUCAACAGCACCAGAAUUUAAGGCACGCCCCGGCCACCGAGCAGUCACCAAUCAUCAGUCCUUGGCCGUUCUCCACCUGGGGAAUCGAUAUCCUGGGUCCUUUCCCGCCAGCAACUCGGAAGAGGAAAUUCCUCAUCGUGGCGAUUGACCAUUUUACUAAGUGGGUCGAGGCAGAAGCAGUAAGCGACAUUACAUCUGCUCGGGUUAGAGAGUUCUUUUGGAAAGAAAUAGUCUGUCGAUUUGGGCUCCCACGAGUUUUGAUAGCUGACAAUGGAAAGCAGUUCGACUGCAAGAAAUUCAAGGCUUUCUGUGCCCGGUCAGAAAUCGAUCUCCGGUUCACUUCGGUGACACACCCACAAAGCAACGGGAUGACCGAGGUAACAAAUCAGACUAUUUUGAAAGGGUUGAAAACAAGGCUGGACGCCAGGAAGAAGAAGUGGGUAGAAGAGCUGCAGAACGUACUAUGGGCCUACCGGACAACACCGAGAGAAGGAACGGGUGAAACUCCAUUCUCUCUAACGUACGGAUGCGAAGCCAUGGUGCCAGUAGAGCUGGGUAUGCCUACUCUAAGAGUUCAGUUCUUCAAUAAAGCAACAAAUGAGGAAGAACAAAGGCUGAGUCUGGAUUUACUCCAGGAAAGAAGGGAAAAGGCCUCUGCUUAUAUAGAAGCGUAUAAACAGAGGAUGGCGAAGUACCAUAACAACCGAGUAAAGCCUCAGGUUUUUCAGCUGGGCGAUCUGGUGCGUAGAAGGGCGGAUAUCGGAAAAGGAAACGCUGGGGUAGGCAAAUUAGAAGCAAAUUGGGAAGGGCCAUACCGGGUUGUUCAGGUCGGCAAAGGGGGAGCAUAUCACUUAGCAUCUAUGUCUGGUAAGACUAUACCACGAACAUGGAACUCGCAAGUACUAAGGAAAUACUACCAGUAG